Messenger RNA from Entamoeba dispar SAW760, 438 nucleotides. RefSeq lists its product as uncharacterized. The transcript has a single exon. Lineage: Eukaryota; Evosea; Mastigamoebida; Endamoebidae. Bases 1 to 438 code for a protein of 145 amino acids. The record is from RefSeq and is a predicted model, not a curated record.
AUGAAAAGAAAACAAAGAGAAGAAGAAGAACAAAACAAGGACUGUACAAAUGAAAAAAAAACAGAUUUAAGACAACAAGUAAAUUUGGUAGAACAGAGAUUAAAAACUAUGGAACAAACACUUGAAAUGGUUGAACUUCAAAUGAAUAGAGAAGUCCAACUUUUAUAUUUAAUUCGAAAUGAAUUAGAACUUCAUUUAUCCAAGAAAUAUUAUGAAGAAGAAAUUAUUUGUUCAGACUCUUUUGUUCAGCCUGAGUAUCCAACCCAACCUCAAACGAAUGAAAAAAGAACAGUUUUUUCACCUGUUAUGUUUCCAAUGGCUCCAUCAUUUCCACCAGUUGUUUUUCCUUCUCAUGAAGAAAAAGAAAAAACAGGUAAACAACUCAAUAAUGCUAAUGAACAUUGUAUUGAAGAAAUUUCGUUACCACCAAUUACUUAG